This is a messenger RNA of Nicotiana tabacum (common tobacco), 339 nucleotides long. RefSeq lists its product as uncharacterized. The record is from RefSeq and is a predicted model, not a curated record. Lineage: Eukaryota; Viridiplantae; Streptophyta; Magnoliopsida; Solanales; Solanaceae.
AUGACUGGAGAUAAGGAUGACUUGAGUUCAACUACCCCUAGUUUGGAUACAACCAAUCCGUUAUACAUGCACCCAUCGGAGAGUGCUGGAACGAUGCUGGUACCGGUCGUAUUAGAUGGAACUAGUUAUAGAUCUUGGAGGAGAGGAGUCCUUGGAGCUUUAUCAGUGAAGAACAAAGUCGGCUUCAUAACUAGAAAGUGUAAGAAACCAGACUCCAAUCACGCAACUUUCGAGCAGUGGGAGCGGUGCGACGACAUAGUGACAUCGUGGAUCCUGAAUUCACUUUCGAAGGAUUUAGUAGACAGUUUGCAAUAUGUCAAUAAUGCUAAGGAGCUAUGA